GGUGUGGUCAAUCCAGGUUUCCUGCUUGUGAGGUUUCUUAAGCGUACAAACAGGAGUCACAAUGGAUCUGUCAGCAGCUAUAGGUGGGGAUGAAGAUGUGGUGAAGAAGGAGCAGGCUCAGAAGGAUGAGUUAAGUUGGCCCUGGGGGAAAAAGGAUAAGGACAAGGGGGACUCAAAGGGAAAGUCUGACAGUAAGGACAAGUCUGGAAGUAAGGACAAGUCCGACAGUAAGGACAAGUCCGACAGUAAGGACAAGUCUGGAAGUAAGGACAAGUCUGACAAAAAGGGAAAGGACAAAGGCAAAGACGACAAGAAGAAGGACAAGAAGAAAAAGGGACACAAGGAGGGAAAAAAAUCAGGCUCCUCAUCUUCAGGCUCCAGCGAUGAUGAGAAGUGAUGCUUCCUGGGGGACCGGAGUGCUCUGUUAGUCUCUUAUGAUCUUGUCCAUUGCCAAAGUGUGUGUGUGGCGAGUGUGCAGUAGCACCAACUUCUCUUCAUGUUCUUUCACUGGUGUCACAGAAAUAUGUUGCUUGUGUAAACAAAUCUGAUUACAAGAAUUAAAUGUUGUAACAACAAACAAAA
Molecule: messenger RNA, 582 nt
Organism: Micropterus salmoides (largemouth bass)
Lineage: Eukaryota; Metazoa; Chordata; Actinopteri; Centrarchiformes; Centrarchidae
Product: protein PXR1
Exons: 4
Coding region: 62-397 (111 amino acids)
Source: RefSeq, a predicted model, not a curated record